Messenger RNA from Camelina sativa (false flax), 864 nucleotides. RefSeq lists its product as uncharacterized. The record is from RefSeq and is a predicted model, not a curated record. NCBI's taxonomy places the organism in Eukaryota, Viridiplantae, Streptophyta, Magnoliopsida, Brassicales, Brassicaceae.
AGAGCGGUUGAGAAUGAGGUUUAUUUUUUUUCUCCUGUAGAAUAGGUCGUUGACAGAGUAGAGCCUUAAAGAAUCUACGGUGACAUGAAAUGUUUUUAGUCUUUUUCCUGAAAUAGCUUUGUGUUGUUUGUUCCGUAUAAACCACUAUAUAUAUCUCUUUGUUGUCUUCUGCUACAUUCGCUCAGCCUCUAAUAAAGAAAAUAAGAAAACAGUUUUGGCUUCUUGAAAGGAAUCAGAAAAAGGAGUUUCAUUUUUUUGUAGCUCCACAGUUCUUCCCAUUGUGUAAAUUUGUUUGUUUGUUUUUUGUUUCAAACCAAUUUAUUUUCUUUAAACACCAUGGGAGGCUGUGCGAGCAAACCUAAGGAGUCUGAUAUCCUUGAAACCUCUGCCACCACUGAAAACGUUGUCGUCGAGUCCAAGAAUGUUGAAACCGAGACCGUAGCUCAGGAGAAGGCAGAUGAAGUUGUCGCAGAGAAGAAGGAAGAGUCUGCUGAAGAUGUAGCAGAGACACAGAAGGAAGCUGAGCCAGCCAAGCCUGCAGAGGAAGAACCAGCCAAGCCUGCCGAGGCUGAAACCGCCAAGCCUGCUGAAGCUGAGCCAGCCCCAGAGGUGGUGAAGACCGAAGAAGCUGUCGUCGAAACUGUUAAGGAGACUGAGCCAACAAAACAAGAGGAGGCUACAGCAGCCAAUGACACCACCAAAACCAACGAAGAGCCUCUUGUAACUCUUUGAUUAAAUUCAUUUUCAAUUCUCAAAACCCCAAUACCGUUCUAAUAUCCCCAUAUGUUAUACCCACCACUGUUGUAUUGUUAUUGUUAACCACAUGUACUUUAUGAAACAAUAGACCUGUUGUGAUUUGUGACU